UUUAAAUUUAGUAUCAUAUUAUCGAGUUCCUGUAUGUACGUUCAACGAUUUUCUCAAUCUCUGUGAAAAUGGGUAACAAAAAGAAACAUUCUGAUAAAUCCAAAGAUAAACAUCGUCACAAGAAAAAGAAAAAUAGAGAUCGUGAAAGUUCCAUCAGUGAGUUAGAUUCAGAUCAUCCAACAAGAUCAGCAAAAAGAAACUACAGAUCAAGGUCAAGGUCACCAGUAAAAAGUAAAAGAUCGAGGUCACAGUCAGAUUCUAGGAAAAGGGACAGUUAUAAAAGUUCAUCAAAGACUUCACACAAAAGAAAGAAGCAUGAAACAUCCUCAGACUCCUCAUCUGACUCCGAUUACGAUGGAGGUUCUUCUCGUGUCAGGAAUAUAGAAAAAGAAAAGAUAGAGACAAUUCUCAAAAGUAAAGAAGAAAGAAAGAAGGAAAAAGAAAUGAUGAAAACUUUGGAAACACCAGAAGAAAAGCGAGCUAGAAGAUUAGCAAAGAAAGAAGCUAAAGAGAGAAGACGUAAGGAGAAGAUGGGCUGGGAUAAAGACUAUUUGGGAUACACUAAUUCAGACAAUCCAUUUGGGGAUGAGUGUCUCUUAGAUACCUUUGUCUGGAGCAAAAAAAUGGAAAAGGAAGGGAAAAAGCACCUGAAUGAAGAGGAGAUACACAAACACCAGAAAAUGAAACUAGAGGAAAGUCGGAGAGAGUUAGAGAAGGUCAAGAAGAGAAGAUUGGAAAGAGAGAGACAGAUGGAGGAAAGAGAUAAUGAAAGAGAGUUGAUGCAGAGAGAAAAGGAGUCCGAGUACUACAGGGAAUGGGAAAAGCAGGAGGACAAUUUUCAUUUGAAUCAAGCUAAACUCAGAUCAAAGAUCCGCAUACAGGAUGGCAGAGCCAAACCAAUUGACUUAUUGGCCAAGUAUAUCAGUGUAGAGGAGGAUGAUUUGGCCGUAGAAAUGCAUGAACCAUACACAUACCUCUAUGGUCUGACAAUAGUUGAUCUGGAGGAUUUACUGGAGGAUAUUAAAGUGUAUCUGGAACUGGAGCAAGGCAAAAACGUCGAGUACUGGAGGGAUAUCAUAACCAUUGCUAAUGAUGAACUAGGUCUACUCAGGAAGUUGGAUUCAAGUCAGAGGGAUUUCCAAGACAGGAGAGAAAGAAUCAAUGAAUCUGUCAGUAACGAGGUACAGUCCAUCUUUAAAGGAAAAACAACUAAUCAGUUGUUGUUACUGGAGGAACAGAUAAGAAAGAAAUUACAAGGUGGAGAAGGCGUGGAUGUGGGUUACUGGGAGUCCUUACUUCAGCAGCUGAAAGCCCACAUGGCCAGAACAAGACUGAGAGAAAGACAUCAAGAGAAUCUGAAGCAGAAACUCUUCAAACUCAAACAAGAGCAAGGAAUUGACUCAGGUCCCUUGUUUCCUGCUGGUGUGUCACAUGGUAGCAGUAACAACAGCACACCUGACAGAAGAAAUUCUCCAAUACCCUCAAGUCUCAGCAGACUAUCACCGGCACCUUCUAAGAGCAAACCCCAGUCUCCAGCGCCCUCUGGUAGCAGGGAGAACCAGCCUUCGCCAGGACCAUCCACCAGUGCAAUAGAAACAGAGGAGGAGGAUGAGCCUGAGCCUGGCCCUAGUACUGAGGCAGGAGAGGAAGAUGAAGAGGCACUAAUAACAGAAGAAGAUCUGGAGGAUCAGGCGUACAUUGAUUAUGAUGCUGGGAGUUACUCUCCUAAGCUACUCAGGAAUGCUGAUCUAGAGAUUGAUACUGUUGUGUAUGAUCCAAUAGACGACAUGAGAAAACUGGAAUUAGCCAGGCAGCAAGUGUUAUCCACUGGUCGUGUCAGGUUGGAUGGAGAGACAGAGUUUGAAAAGAAAGCUAGGGAAGGCAUGAAUGAUGAUGAAGCAACAUUCAGUGUAGAGGUUCCCACAGAGCACCAGAAGUUCCUGUGGUCAGACAAGUACCGGCCUCGUAAACCGCGAUUCUUCAACCGAGUACACACUGGCUUUGAAUGGAACAAAUACAAUCAGACCCAUUACGACAUCGACAACCCACCACCCAAAAUUGUACAGGGAUACAAAUUUAAUAUCUUUUACCCGGAUUUGAUUGACAAAACUGACACCCCCGAGUACACAUUAACUCCAUUAGAAGACAAUAAGGAUUUUGCUGUUCUGAAAUUUCAUGCGGGACCACCAUAUGAAGACAUUGCCUUCAAAAUUGUACACAGAGAGUGGGAAUAUUCUUACAAACACGGAUUUCGUUGUCAGUUUCAGAAUAACAUUUUCCAGUUGUGGUUCCACUUCAAGCGCUAUCGGUACAGGCGAUAAUUCUGUCUUCAGUGUUUCAAUGUGAUCAUUGUGUAAUGAAACAUAAACUGGGAAUUUUGUACAUUGAAUAUGUCACUUUAAUAAAUAUUUUUGAAAAAAAGAAGAAA
Molecule: messenger RNA, 2428 nt
Organism: Ostrea edulis (European flat oyster)
Lineage: Eukaryota; Metazoa; Mollusca; Bivalvia; Ostreida; Ostreidae
Product: splicing factor Cactin-like
Exons: 17
Coding region: 69-2321 (750 amino acids)
Biological process (GO): mRNA cis splicing, via spliceosome
Cellular component (GO): cytoplasm; spliceosomal complex
Molecular function (GO): protein binding
Source: RefSeq, a predicted model, not a curated record